Messenger RNA from Ipomoea triloba (trilobed morning glory), 1221 nucleotides. Its product is annotated as protein-L-isoaspartate O-methyltransferase 1-like. Gene Ontology annotation, cellular component: cytoplasm. The transcript has 4 exons. Gene Ontology annotation, molecular function: protein-L-isoaspartate (D-aspartate) O-methyltransferase activity. The record is from RefSeq and is a predicted model, not a curated record. Gene Ontology annotation, biological process: protein modification process. The coding region runs from base 24 to 965 and encodes 313 amino acids. NCBI's taxonomy places the organism in Eukaryota, Viridiplantae, Streptophyta, Magnoliopsida, Solanales, Convolvulaceae.
AUUGCAAAUUAAAGGCGAGAAGAAUGGUGAGAGUGAAGAUGACGUCCCCUUCCGUAUCUCUCUCCUACUCAGCAGUAGCGUAUGCUCUCCGCUAUCGUGCGCCUUUUAGUCCUCCUCCUCCUCCUCCUUUAGCCUUCACCCCUCACCUCCAUCUCCACCGCCAUCAAAAGCUUCGCCCACCUACUGUCUCCACCGCCUCUUUCGUCCUCGUCUCUUCCUUCUUCCGUCUCCCGUCGCCCAACCUCUUCACCGGCAAUUCUCUCUUCUCUGCCAUGGAGCGAUUUUGGAGUGGAAGCACUUUGAAUGGAAAUAAGGGAAUGAUUGAUCAGUUGACGAGGUAUGGCGUGAUCAAAUCAGAGAAGGUAGCGGAAGUAAUGCAAAAUAUUGACAGGGCUUUGUUUGUGCCUGAGGGUACACCACCUUACAUUGACAGCCCAAUGAGUAUAGGUUACAAUGCCACUAUCUCUGCACCCCACAUGCAUGCCAUGUGUCUCGAAUUGUUGGAGGACAGGUUGCAACCGGGCAUGCAUGCCUUAGAUGUUGGUUCAGGAACUGGGUAUCUCACAGCUUGUUUCGCACUAAUGGUUGGACCACAAGGUCGGGCAGUUGGUGUGGAGCAUAUCCCCGAGUUGGCUGCCUGGUCUAUAAAGAAUGUUGAGAAAAGCGCAGCUGCUCCAUUGUUAAAAGAAGGAUCCCUCUCACUGCACGUUGGUGACGGGAGGAAGGGUUGGCCGGAGCACGCCCCAUAUGACGCCAUCCACGUGGGAGCAGCAGCAGGUGACAUUCCGCAAGAACUCAUAGAUCAGCUGAAGCCAGGCGGCAGGAUGGUCAUUCCGGUGGGAACCUUCUUCCAGGACUUGAAGGUGGUGGACAAGAAUUUAGAUGGCAGUGUCAGUGUUCGAAGUGAGACUUCUGUGAGAUACGUUCCCCUGACCAGUCGAGAAGCUCAGCUAAAGGGCUCUUAAGACUGCUCUCGGCUCUCUCUGCAGUCCGUACUUUGGUCGUGUGGGUCGAACUGCAUAUGUAAUUAUCUUCUUGUUUUUAUCUUACUUUGGCUUUCUGUAUAGGUGCUACCUUCAAAUCCUAGCUAAUGGGAGUAGUAUUUAAAUAAGAUGGUUUUUAUACUAUUCUGAAUAUUUUAUAAUGUCUGUUUGCUGAUCUAUGUAACGGCAAUCAUUAUACUGUGGACUUUUUUAUUUUAUUUUAUUUUAUUUUAUUUAA